This is a messenger RNA of Mandrillus leucophaeus (drill), 8053 nucleotides long. RefSeq names its product cilia and flagella associated protein 46 (gene CFAP46). Gene Ontology annotation, biological process: cilium movement involved in cell motility; axoneme assembly. The record is from RefSeq and is a predicted model, not a curated record. NCBI's taxonomy places the organism in Eukaryota, Metazoa, Chordata, Mammalia, Primates, Cercopithecidae.
AUGAUGUUCAGGUUUCAAAACUAUGUCAAGGCAGCUUAUUUGAUCCCAUGUGGGCCUGCCCCAGGUGGGCCUCCCCUAGAGCUCCCGGAGCGCGCCCACCCCAGGCCCAGUGACCAAACCUUCCUCAACCGCCUGUUUGGGACAGAUGCUGCGUCCUUGAAGAAGGCCUACGAGUUGAUCAAAUCGGCCAACCUAGGGAAAUCGGAGUUUGACCCCUCAGAGAGCUUCAGCCCAGACCUGUUUGUUCUGUGUGCAGAGCAGGCCCUCAAGAUGGGGCAGCCAGAGGUGAGCGAGGACUGCAUCCAAAUGUACUUCAAGGUGAAGGCGCCCAUCACCCAGUUUCUGGGCCGAGCGCACCUGUGCAGGGCCCAGAUGUGUGCCCCAAAGUCGGCAGAAAACCUGGAGGAAUUUGAAAAUUGCGUGACUCAGUACAUGAAGGCCAUAAACUUUGCCAAAGGAGAACCGAGGUAUUACUUUUUGGUGUACAAUGCAUCAGUCCUCUACUGGCAGAUGGUGAGGCCGUUCCUUGAGCCUGGAUAUCGCCACCAUCUGAUCCCCAGCCUUUCCCAAAUUGUAAACGUGCUGAGUCAGACCGAGGAGGAAGACAAGGAGUGGCACGCCGAGCUGAUGCUGGAACUUCUCGAGUGUUAUCUGCAAGCCGGAAGAAAGGAGGAGGCUGCCAGGUUCUGCUCCACUGCAGCUCCGUUCAUCAAGUCUCACGUGCCGCAGAAAUACCGGCAGAUGUUCUCCGUUAUGGUUCGUCAUGAAUUAAUGGACGAACUUCAGUUAAAGGAAGAAAAGAAAAAUUCCAUUAGCCUGUCAGUCACUUUCUAUAUUAAUAUGCUAAAAGCGCUUCGGCGCAGCCCCGGGCCCCCAAGACGCCUGGCUGAGGCCUGGGUACCAGGUGCUGGGGGCCGGGACAAGGCCCCUGAAAAGGGCAAAGUCAGGACGGAUCCUGGGAAGCUGAUUGAAAUGGAAUGUCUGGAGUGUGAAUCAGAAGCUUUAAGACUUGAAAAUCAGAUGAAAAUGUACAUCCGAGCGGCUGUUGAGGCCCAGCUAGAUAUCAUACAGAGACUAAACGUCGCGCUGCAGCGAGCCGUCCGCCUGGGCGACCCCCGGGUCAUCCACGUGGUGUGCACCACGCAGUGGAACACCUGCCUGCCCCUGCUGCAGCACAACCUGCGGCACCACCUGCGGAAGCCCCUGGCCGACGUCGCGGAUGUGCUGGAGAAGGUGGACAGCCUCAUGACGCUGCUCCGCUGCCAAGUGCACAUGGAGAUGGCGCAGAUCGAGGAGGACGAGGACCGGCUGGAGCCUGCCAUGGAGCACCUCCGGAAAGCCGCGCGCCUGGACAGCCUGGGCCUCUACCAGGACAGGCUCCAGAUGGCCUCUACCCGGCUGCGCCUGUGCACCACACUAUACCAGGCCCCCGAGCGUGCAGAGGACAAGGCCAUCAUGGCCAUCGAGCAGGCAAAAAAAGCUACCCCAAAGGACAGCGUCAGGAAGAAGCGGGCCCUCCUGGUGAACGCAGGCCUGGCCUUAGCCCCCGACACGUUUCAGAUCGUGCUGGACAGUGAGAAUGAGGCCAAAGUCUCCACCGGGAAGAGCAGGGGCCGGUUCACCUACCUUUGUGCAAAGGCGCGGCAUCACAUCGUCAGUGUGGACAAAGCUGCUGGGCACCUGCGGCGCCUGGGCAACGAAAACAGCAAGGAGAGGAUACAGAUUUGGGCAGAGCUGGCCAAAGUGGCCCGGAAACAAGGCGUGUGGGACGUCUGUCGGACGGCGAGCCGCUUCUGCCUCCUGUAUGACAACGUCAAGGUGAAGAAGUCGAGGCUGCGGAGAGGGAGGAAGAGGCGAGGUAGGGACGGCUCGGUGCAGGACGCCACGGUUCAUUUGCUGCGGUCAGAAGGUGUAGAGCUGAAUGACCGGGCCAUCCCCCCAGAGGACCUGAGCCAGCACCCAGCCGGCUACGUGCCUGAGCCCCCGGAGGCGAAUGCCGAGUGGAUCACAUACAGAACCUGGGUGGAGAGUCUGUCCCAGUAUGCCAUGAAUAACUGGCUACGCUCCGCGGAGAUCGGACAGGAGAUCCAGGAGGCGUGGAUCGUACAGAACGCCGUGGUCUACGUCCUGAACCACAACCACCACCUAAUCCUGGCCGGGCGGCAGAAGGAGCUGGUGGACGCCCUGUACCACCUCCUGAGCAUCGUCAAGGCCACGGGCCACAGUGGGGACCCCGUGAUGCUGGUGACGCUCUGCAACACCUUGGCGCGAGGCCUGAUCAUCAGCUGGAUUCCAGUCCAGGCUGCUGAGAAGUCCAGGAAAUUCAUGCGACCAAACACGUUUCACAGCCCACUGGACGCAGGAGCCACCUCCGAGAUCAAAACAGCGGUGGAGGUCUGCGAGUUUGCCCUGAACCUGACCAAUGGGAGUGCGCCCGAGGAGACGGUGCCCACCAGCACCCGGCAGCAGCUCAUCGCCACCUGGGUCAAGGCCAAGCAGCUGCUACAGCAGCAGAUUGGGCCGCGGCUGGGCACCGAGGAGCAGGGCACCAACAAGGAUGUCAGCUCGGUGACCAGAGUCCUCGUUGCCUUGGAAAUGUACUCAUGCAACGGGCUGGGCCUCAUGGACUUCACUGUCCCCUCCCUGGCCCAGUUGGUGAAAAUGGCUUCUGAGUGCAACUGGUCGGACCCCCUGGUGGAGCUGCAGACCCUGACGCGGCUGACCCACUUCGCCUAUGCGGCACGUGACCAUGAGACCACCAUGGCCUGUGCUCACAGGGCUGUGGAAAUGGGCAUCAAGUACCUGAAGAUAUUUGGGCCCGAGGAGUCCCGGCUGGUGGCAGAGAUGCUGUGCACGGCCACGGGCAUCCAGGGCAGGAGCAUCAUGGAGAACCUGAAGGGCCGGAAGCAGCUGCGGCUGGUGGCAGCCAAGGCCUUCACGGAGAGCACCAGGUUUGGAGGCAUCGCGGGCAGCAGCACCCUGGUGAUGCUGGCUGCACGGCACUACUGGAACGCCUGGCUCCCGCUUCUGUCCUCAGCUGUCCACAGGAAGAAGGCCAAGGGUGCCCUGAAGAGGAUCAUUGGCAUCAUCAACAAGACAGAGGCCAGAAAGCAGGAGAAAGAGAAGACGCUGCUUCUGCACCAGUGGCCCACGGCUGACUUCCAAGGCGGCGGGACGACCGAAGGAUAUUUUCUUCCAGGGGCUGAGGACGACCUGACGCUCCGUGCUGCGCUCUAUGGCCUGCUCUUCCACAGCCACGCCGACCAGGACGACUGGGAGGGUGGCCUCAAGGUGCUGGACGAGGCCGUGCAGGUGCUGCCAAGGACAGCCCACCGCCUCUUGAUCUUCAAGCACAUGGUCAUCGUGAAGGCCAAGCUCGGGCAGAAUUUCUCGAUGGAAAUACAGAAAUUCAAGGCCGAGAGUGAGGACUACUUGGCGCGCAUGUGGCACCGCCUGGCCCUGAACUCGCCGAGCGUGUCUGGAGAGCUGGCCUGCUACAACAGCGCCAUCCAGGCCUUGCAGAAGCCUGAGACGGAGUGGCAGAAGGUGGAGUACCUCAUGGAGUUCGGCCAGUGGCUCCACCACAGACACUUUCCUCUCGAGGACGUGGUCUUCCACCUCCGCUGGGCCGUCGAGAUCCUGCUGGCCAUGAAGCCGCCCAGCGACGCCCCAGAGGCAGAGCCCACUCCGGACGGGGAGUACAUGGCCAUGCAGAUGCCCCCACAGAGCUCCGUGUCCGAGGCCGGGGAGGUGGUGUCCUUGGAGCAGCUACAUAGCGUGCGGCAGCUGGAGGCGCUGGCCCGUGUGCACAUCCUGCUGGCACUGGUGCUGUCGCCGGGUGCCGAGGGCUACGAGGACUGCUGCCUUGCAGCCUACGCCUUCUUCAGGCACAUCUGGCAGGUUUCCUUGAUGACAGCAGGAAAAUCAGUUCUAGAAAGCGGACCCCUGGCAGCAACCAGCUCACAUCUGUUAUUGCCUAAAAAAGAGAAGGAGAAUGAGAGGAGUAAAGAGAAGGAGAAGGAGAAGGGAAAGGAGGAGAAAAAUGAGAGGAGUAAAGAGAAGGAGAAGGAGAAGGGAAAGGAGGAGAAAGCCAAGGAGCCCAAGCAGUGCCAAAGCCCAGCUCCUAACAAACAACUGGAAGACUUACCCACGAGCAUAGAAGAGUGGGCUUCCUACUCCUGCCCCGAGGAAGUGCUGUCUGUGCUGAAACAGGACAGAAGUGACUCUACUGUUAACCCCUCAAGUAUCCAGAAGCCGACGUACAGUUUGUAUUUCCUGGACCACCUGGUCAAGGCCCUGCAGAAGAUGUGCCUACACGAACUCACGGUCCCCAUCCUGCAGUUGGGGGUGCUGAUUUCGGACUCCGUGGUGGGAUGCAAGGGCCUGGCGGAUCUCUACCACCUUCGCCUCGCCCACGUGUGCUCCGAGCUGCAGCUGAGCGAAGCAGCUGCGCACCAUGAAGAGACGGUCGGGCAGGUGCACGUCAGCGAGCUGGAGCAGGCCAGCUGCAGGAAAGAGAUCGCGUUGAAAAAAGAGAAAAAUAAGGAACCUUUAUUAGAAGAAAGCCUGCCAACACUGAGCGAGCAGACACUUCCCAUCCGGCCUGGGGAGAUCAAACCGCUGGAAGCCAAGGACAAGAUUUUGAAGAUGAAUGGGGAGACCGGGAGGGGCCUGGAUGGGACGUCCUUUCCCCUCCUGUGGAUGCUGAAGGCAGAAGUUCUGCUGGAGAUGAACCUGUACCAGCCUGCACGGCUGCUCCUGUCGGAGGCUCAUCUGGCUUUCCAGGAGCUGGAUGAGCCCUGUGCAGAGGCCCAGUGCCUGCUCCUCCUCGCACAGUUGGCCAACAAGGAGAAAAACUAUGGACAAGCCAAGAAAAUGAUCGCACAGGCCCAGCCCCUGGGCGGAAGUGAGGAGUUCUGGUACAAUUCCACUCUGACCCUGGCAGAGGCUCUCUUGUCCAUGGAACACCCAGGAAGAGAAGCUACGGUGUGUCACAUAUUUCAGAAGCUCAUCAAUGCCUUCAAGAUCCUCAAGAAAGAAAGACCAAACCGACUGCCUUUAUUGGAAUUCAUGAUCACAGAUCUAGAAGCCAGGUGCCUGAGCCUGCGGGUCAGAGUUGCGCAGCAGUCGGCGGUCACUGAAGCCACAGAGUGCUCGCUGCUGCUGAAAGACAUGGACGAUAGCCUGCUGGAAAUUGAGAGAAAGUUUAUCGACUGUGGCUACAAAGAGAAUUGUGUUGAUGUAAAACUAGAGCGUGCGAAGAUCAAGAGGUUACUUGCCCAGAACGAGGAAGAUGAAGAACAAAAAACUGCGUAUUACUUGGAAGCAUAUGGCCUGGCCCAGGGCGCCGUGGUUGAGGAGGAAGGGAGGCUCCUCAGUGUCCAGGGCCUAUUCGGUGUAGCUGAGAGCCCAGGAAGUGAACCAUAUAGAAGACUGCACGCUGUGCAUGCACGCCUGGCCCUUCAGUUGCAGAACAUCAACACGCCGCUAAUGAGGAAGCUGGCGCGCCUCAAGCUCAGCCUCGUGGAGAUGGCUCUGGACAUGCUCCAGUUCAUCUGGGAGGAGGCCCGCGGGCAGCAGAGUGGGCAGGGGUCCCUGGAGAAGCUGCUGGCGGACUAUCUGCAGAACACCAGUGACUGCACUUCCAUCGGGCUGCAAUGGUUCACGCUGAAGCGGACUCUGGCACACGAGGCACUGGCGCAGCUGGGGAGCCUGCAGCCGCUGAGUGUGGGCUGUGUGCAGAUCCGCGCCCGGCUCCUGGGCCUGGCCGGGAGGGCCCUCCACCUGCUGGCCAUGCAAGCCGACCCUGUGCGGCCUGCCUGCUACUGGGAGGAGGGCCCCUCGGUGGGCGCCAAGCUGAGCGGCCUCAAGUCUCUGGAGCUGGAGGUCGAGGAAGAGGGUGCCACAAAGUCCAGCAGGGACCCGCUGGCCUCCAGGGCGGCCCCAGAGGAGCACGGCAGGAGAGGCGAGGACCUGAAGGGGAGGAUGGUUCUGGCCCAGCAGUACCUGGCUCAGGCAUCAGAGGUGCUGCUGCAGUGCCUACAGGUGGCCCUUGGCAGUGGCCUCCUGGAUGUCGCAGCAGCCGCCAGCCUGGAGAUGGUGGAAUGCGUCGGCACCCUGGACGCUGCAACUACCUGCCAGUUCCUGGCUCUGUCUCAGAGCUGCUCGGCCUCGGAGACAAUGAGGGAUGUCCUGCUUGCAGCCACGGCCAACACCAGCAGCUCACAGCUGGCGGCCCUGCUGCAGCUACAGCACCGGCUCCGGUGCCAGGACAGGACCACCACCAGCCUGGGUGCCAGUGUGGAGCAGAGGCUGGCUGCCGUGUCCAAGGCUUGGCAAAAUCUCUGCGUCACUGAACAGCACUUUAACCUCUUGAAUGAGAUGCCUCCUACCUUUCGGGUCCUCUUUCUGCACCUCUCACGGGACAGGUCCUGUCUAUACGGUGCUGCCUAUGAGAAACCCAAGUUCAUUACUGCAGCCAAAGGAAAGGUGCAGCCGGUGGGAGGCUUCUGCAAGGUGAUGCGUCUGGCCAUGAGUCCCACCGCCUUCUCCCACCUGCUGGCCUGUGCCCAGCAGUUCCGGAAGCAGACCCAGGCCCAGGUGUACAGCGAGGACAUGGCCCUGAACGCAGGCUCGGAGCCAGAAGGCCUCCAGGUGGAAGAGAAGGAGUGCCCUGUGCAGAGGCUCAGCAGCAUCCUGGGGCCCCUGGAGGAGCUUCUGCAGCCGCUCUUCCCCCUGCUCAGCCUCUCCGAGGCCAGAGUGCAGAUGCCCGUGGUCGUUGCUGAUUCAGGGAAGUCGAAGGGCAAAGACAAGGAGAGGAAAAUGUCCACAGGACAACACAACACAGUCCAGCCCGAGGUUGUGGAUAAGAUCAUCCUGGUCGCAGACAGACCUCUCCUGGAGCUGCCACUGGAAGGCCUCUCUGUGUUUGAUGAAGGGACAAUUUCCUCUGUGUCACGAGAAUUUUCUCUUCAGAUGUUGUGGAAUCGCCUCCAUAAAGAAGAGCCAGAAGGUGGCGUGAAAAAGGAGGGGAGAAGCAGAGACCCCAAAAAGAGAAGCCUAGUGAAGAAGGGCAGGAAGGGCAGCGUCCCCCGGACCAUCCCCGCUGACUGCAUCACAGUCGACUCCGACAACUUCAAGUUCAUCGUGGACCCAUACGAGGAGGCCCAGGGCCCAGAAAUGCUGACUCCUGUCUCCGUCACCCAAGACAUUUUGGAAAGAUUCCAAGACACAUUCACUUCGCGAUGGGUGGGACAUCUGGGAAGCAAGCACUUUCCCAGCCAGGCCCAGUGGGAGCAGGCCCUGGGCAGCUGCAACGGCUUCUUCUUCUAUGGGAUGGAGAGCUUCCUGUCCCAUAUAUUAGUGGAGAGAUUGGUCGCCAUGAACUUGCAAGAGUGCCAGGUGGCGGUCCUGCUGGACCUGGCGCGGUCCUACCAGAGCUUGAGGCGGCACAUGGAGACCGUGGAGCACAGGAGAUCUGUUGGCCGUCGGGAAGCCGGUUGGAGAAACGGUGCGCCUCCUUCAGAAGAUGACUGGCGAAGAGGCCGUGAACCAAGACGAGGCUUCUCAGACCUUGAAGGACAAGCUGCCGCUGCUCCAGAGCGCCGAGCUCCUUCCCACCACGCUCAACUUGGUCCUGUACGGGCUGCCGCACCACGCCAUUGGCUAGCACAAGCCUGGACCUGCCUCCCGUCAGCUGCUGUGGCCCUAGCACCUGCCUCUGCCCUUGGCUCUGCCCCUCUGCCAACCCAUCCCCACCUCCUGGCUCCCAUCCCCAGCUCCCAGCUCUCUCUCCCCUUCCUGGGCCUCUCCCCAGCCCUCGGUGCAGCCUCAGCCAGAGAUCCUUCCCCAGUGACUUCCGGCAAAACCGCCUUUCCCUGGGGUGAGGCACCCCCGGCAGGGCCUCCAGGUGCCCGGUGCACGGCUCAGAGCCCCAGCAGACAGAGCCUCUCAGCGCUGCACCGGGCACUAGUGCUGAGUUGCUCAGACCAGAAGGCUGUUUGGACUGUGAGCCUGUUUGUGAUCUGAGUGUUUCAGUGAACAACAAAAGCCA